AUGUUGGACAAGAUUGAGUCGAGUGGCAGACAUUGCACACUACACUGCACUGGCGCAUACAUCCAUUCUGGGAUCAUCUCCUCUUCCAUCGCCCAGACAGACUUUGUCCGCCAUUUCGGAAAUGGAACCCUGGCGGACAAUACAGCAGGUGGAAUAGUUUCCUCGUUCACUGGAGGGGCCAUCGUCUCAUCACUAUGCCUCAAUGUCCUCUCUGACAGAUAUGGCAGACGUGCUGCUAUCUUCACUGGCGCAAUUCUCGCGUGCGUUGGAGGGGCGUUGCAGGGCGGUGCGAACAGCGUCGCCACCGUGAUUGUCGGUCGGGUCAUCGCUGGCCUUGCGAUCGGUCUCUUGUCGGCGACGAUACCCAAUUACUGCUCGGAGGUAGCUCACCCGAAGUUUAGAGCCUUGCUGGCAGGUUUGCAACAAUGGAACAUUGGUCUUGGAUUCGUGUGCGCCCAGUGGAUAGGCUAUGGAAGCUCGCUGGUCGAAGGGCCCUUCAGCUGGAGGUUUCCUCUCUCUAUGCAAGUGCUGCCCGCCGUGGUUCUCGCGGCCGGGGUCUGGUUCUUGCCCGAGUCUCCACGAUUCCUUGCGGAACGUGGAGAGCUAAGGAGCGCGCACGCCGUGCUCAGUCGACUACAUCACGACCCUGGUCUCGUCGAAGCCGAAUACCAACGGAUCCAGGACAACCUUGAGGCCGCACGCGACUCCCGCAUGGGUUGGCUUGAUUUGUUUCGAGUGCCAAGUUUACGACGGCGUGUGUUGUUGGCUUGUGGGAUCCAACUCUUCACCAUAUCGAGUGGUAUAAAUGUCAUAAACUAUUACGGACCACGGAUCUACGCCUCUUUGCACUUCAGCACUAGCAGGAGCCUCAUGAUCAUCGGCAUCUAUGGUGCACUGGCCCAGGUGUAUAACACCGUCUGCAUCGCGUUCGUGGAUCGAGUCGGACGAAGGCAGCUGUUGAUCCCGUCCAUGAUAGGCAUGGGAGCUGCACUCUGUGUCAAUGCUACUCUGGCACACUAUUACAUCGACGGGAACCAGGCGCCUGGUGGCAAUGGUAACGCGUUGCGUGCGAGUGUGGCUAUGUAUUUCGUCUUCUCGGUCUUCUUCACGAGCGUUGGGUGCAUCUCUUGGAUUUUUUCCAGCGAAGUGUUUCCCACAGCAGCGCGCGCCAAAGGCACCUCCUUGUCCACGUUCACAAAUUGGGCGGUCAACCUGAUCUUUGCCCAAUGCUCGCCUAUUGCGCUCACAAAGAUGGGGUAUCGCUACUUCUACCUGUUCACCGCGUUCAACUGGACCGCAGCAGUUGUUGUGUAUUUCUGUUAUCCCGAAACACAGGGUCAUACUCUCGAGAGCGUAAACGAGUUGUUCGGCGACCUGCAGUCCAGGCAGGAGAUGGAUUCCGGCCGGAGUAUCAAUGCUGCCGUGGAUGUGGAGAAAGUGAUGGUGCCCGAUCAGGCAGUUUCGGCCAAGGCAGCAUCCUGA
Cladophialophora carrionii CBS 160.54 is the source of this 1482-nucleotide messenger RNA. RefSeq lists its product as uncharacterized. The transcript is spliced from 3 exons. Lineage: Eukaryota; Fungi; Ascomycota; Eurotiomycetes; Chaetothyriales; Herpotrichiellaceae. Gene Ontology annotation, cellular component: membrane. Bases 1 to 1482 code for a protein of 493 amino acids. Gene Ontology annotation, molecular function: carbohydrate:proton symporter activity. Gene Ontology annotation, biological process: transmembrane transport; carbohydrate transport. The record is from RefSeq and is a predicted model, not a curated record.